Molecule: messenger RNA, 2209 nt
Organism: Corticium candelabrum
Lineage: Eukaryota; Metazoa; Porifera; Homoscleromorpha; Homosclerophorida; Plakinidae
Product: alpha-mannosidase 2x-like
Exons: 15
Coding region: 2-2095 (697 amino acids)
Biological process (GO): mannose metabolic process; protein deglycosylation; N-glycan processing
Cellular component (GO): Golgi membrane
Molecular function (GO): alpha-mannosidase activity; carbohydrate binding
Source: RefSeq, a predicted model, not a curated record
CAUGCGCAGAAACAUUCCUGGGUGUGCAAACAUGAGACGAUGGAAAAUUAUCAUGGUUGUUGGUGUCAUCACUAUUGUUGUGGUUUCUAUGAAUCUUUUGUUUCGUAUUACACCUAACGAAGAGCAGUCCGUGUUGGAUGGGGAGUCUCAGAAAAGAAUAUCUCAACUGCAGCAUGAUGUAGAGCUUUUAGAGAACCAACUGAACACAGAUAGGCGACAAUACAACCAACUAAAGAGAAUGACUGUUGAUGUCCAGCCAAACACAAGGACUGAUAAAGAUAUUAUGCUAAAACAUGACCCCAAUAAAGUCAAGGCUUCUGAAUUAAAACUGAAGUCAACCUCUGCAAAUGACAAGAAAUCCUUGAGUAAUCAUUCUAAAGUAGAAUUGAACAUCCCCGUAUUAUCGUAUCCAUCAGUAGACUGUCAGUUCAGUGGUGAGCCAAGUGGUCUAAAGUCUGAUGUGCAGAUGUUGGAUGUUUUUGACAUGAUUCCAUUUGGCACUGUUGAUGGUGGAGUGUGGAAACAAGGGUUUGAGAUUACUUACAAUUUAGAGAGAUGGAAGGAUAAGCCACUCAAUGUCUUUAUAGUACCACAUUCACACAAUGAUCCUGGUUGGUUAAAAACGUUUCAGCAAUACUAUGUAGCACAGACACGUCAGAUACUGAACAAUGUUGUGGAUGGGUUAAAUGAAGAUGCCAGUCGUCGCUUCAUUUGGGCAGAAAUAUCCUAUUUUGAUCUGUGGUGGAAUGAGCAGUCAGCAGAGAAGAGGGGUAUUGCAAAGAAGCUAAUAGAGAAUGGGCAGUUGGAAAUAGUGACUGGAGGAUGGGUCAUGAAUGAUGAGGCAAAUACUCAUUAUUAUGCUAUGAUCGACCAGAUGAUAGAGGGACAUCAAUGGCUGAAACAGAAUUUAGGCAUUACACCUCAUUCCGGAUGGGCAAUUGAUCCAUUUGGUCAUUCUUCAACUAUGGCAUACUUGUUGGCAAGAAUGGGAUUUGAUUUCAUGUUAAUUCAGCGAGUUCAUUAUAGUGUCAAAAAGUAUUUGGCACAGAGGAAGAACCUUGAGUUUCGCUGGAGGCAGAACUGGGAUCAUAGUAGUACUACUGACAUGUUUUGUCACAUGAUGCCAUUCUACAGCUAUGAUAUUCCUCACACUUGUGGACCAGAUCCAAAGAUUUGCUGUCAGUUUGACUUUAGACGUCUGCCUGGUGGUGGUAUGGUGUGUCCAUGGAAAGUACCACCAGUAGCAAUAACAGAUGCUAAUGUGGCAGCUAGAGCUGAAAUGCUAUUGGAUCAAUAUCGCAAGAAAGCAGAACUUUUCCAAACUCGUAAUCUUCUUGUCCCUCUUGGAGAUGACUUUCGAUAUGACAAAGAAUUAGAGAUAGCUCGUCAGUUUUCUCAUUAUAACAAGAUCAUCUCCUAUAUCAACUCACAUCCAGAGAUGAGAGCUAGAGUUCAAUUUGCUACUUUAAGUGAGUACACAAAGGCUGUGGUGGAAGAUGUUGGAACUUUAUCUUCAUUUCCAAUUUUAAGUGGAGAUUUCUACACGUACGCGGAUCGGAGUGAUCAUUAUUGGAGUGGUUAUUACACUACACGGCCAUUUUUCAAACUGAUGGACAGACGUUUGGAAUCUGCUCUCAGGUCAGCAGAAAUCCUUUUCUCUCUGGCCACAGUAGCAGCUCGUGUGGAAGGUCCCAGCUCUUUUCCUGUGGCUGAAUUGUUUGGUCUGAUAACAUCCAGUCGGAGGGACCUUGCAUUGUUUCAGCAUCAUGAUGGAAUCACAGGAACAGCCAAGAAUUUUGUAGUUCAGGACUAUGGAAACAGGAUGUUGUCUGCUAUCAACUCAGCUCAAAUUGUCAUGAUUAAGUCAGCUCAGUUUUUAUUAUCCAGUGACAGAAAAGCCAUAUUACCGCAAGAAAUGUACUUUGAAGUGGAUGACUUUAUUCAGUCUUAUGACUCAACUCCUGUGAAGAAAACUAUUGCUUUGUCCGAACAUCCAAAGAAAAUUUUUUUGUAUAACUCACUAGAACAUAACCGAGUGCAGGCUGUUUGCAUUAUAGUCUCUACUUCAAAAGUGAAGUUUGCUUGUUUGCUGUGAGUUUUUGCUGUAAUGCCAAGAGGAAAACAGCUCAGUCCCAUCACCAGAGGAAAGAUUGAAGCGCUGCAUUCUGUAGGCCAUACCGCUCGCCAGAUUGCAGUGCAAGUGGGAAGA